Linepithema humile (Argentine ant) is the source of this 1425-nucleotide messenger RNA. RefSeq names its product trypsin-1-like. Gene Ontology annotation, biological process: proteolysis. The record is from RefSeq and is a predicted model, not a curated record. Gene Ontology annotation, molecular function: serine-type endopeptidase activity. Lineage: Eukaryota; Metazoa; Arthropoda; Insecta; Hymenoptera; Formicidae.
ACGUCUCUUUCACGAUGGAUUAUCGUUUCGGACUUAUUGCAAUCUUCGUGGUCCUUGAUGCAAGCUUCAUCUGGACAAUUGAUGGCAGAGAUUCAGAUAAUCAUGAUUCCUCGAAGACCAACUCAUCUGAAUUUUUUUUUAACUUUCAAGGAACUAAUACAAGGAUUGGAUCUCCUAAUCAGUCCAGAGCACACUUAGCGAAACAAUUCACGCCAACAUAUAAUCCUUUUCUAACGCCGGAUUUUGUUUUUCCUACUGCAUUUGAAAUUGCAGUAGCGGGCGCAAAGCCAAUUCUGUCACAGAUCCAAAAAGAGAGCGAUCCAUCAAAAACGAAAUCAGAACUUAAAUGCGACAAAUAUGCGAGAGAAGUUGUGGACAAGACCGGGAUAACGUGUUUGGCCGGCACUUCCGAUGCAAAUAAACCGCAGGACGAUACAUUUCAUAUCGUAGUGGUCGGCGGUGAAGAAGCAAAAGUCGACGAGUUCCCGCACAUGGUCGCCUUGGGAAAACACAAUUCUAACAAGCCGUUUACCUUGAUAUGCGGUGCUACGUUGAUCUCACAUACCUGGGUACUUUCUGCUGCGCACUGCACUCAUGGGCCAAAUGGCGUUCCAUCUCACGCCCGAAUAGGCUUUCACAGAUUAACAGACGAAAAUGCUGGUGUCACGGUUGACAUUAAGCAAAUGAUACGACAUCCGGAUUAUAAACCACCCGUGAUGUACGCGGAUAUAGCUCUGGUAAAACUCAGACGUGCCAUUACGUUUACCGCAUCAAUAAGACCUGCGUGUCUCCAUCAGCAAUACGAUGUCAUGCCUAUAAACGCCUCGAUCAGCGGUUGGGGUGUCACCGAAUUUGCUGGAGAUCAGAGUGAUCGACUACAGAAGGCUGACUUGGAUCUGAUAGAUAAUCUGGCGUGUACAAAAGUUCACAACAAUUCCAAGGAAGUUCCAUACGGUAUCAGAUCAAACAUGAUUUGUGCCGGCGAUCGUAUUGGCGGUUGGACCAGGGAUACUUGCCAAGGUGACUCUGGCGGCCCUUUGCAAGUGACCCAUUCCAGAAAUACGUGUCUCUUCCAAGUGAUCGGUAUCACCAGCUUUGGUCAGGGCUGCGCGAUGAUGGAUACGCCUGGCGUUUACACUAAAGUUUCUUAUUACGUUCCCUGGAUCGAAAGUAUCGUCUGGCCGCGAGGAAAAUAAUUGAUCUAUUCGAUUUUUGUAAAAGAUCAACGUCAUUUGCAUUCCUAUUGCUGCCAAGAAUAUUGUUAGUUGCCGAUUGAAAUGGCUGAUCGUACAUGUCACUUUAAUUAAUUAUGAUAGUGCAAUUAAACAGUUUACUGUACUGACUAGAAUAUUGGAACGUAGGAACAGAAAAGUAGCAAAACAAAAAUUGUAAAAUGCGGAUCUGAUGUUUGGUUUCGUUGCUCUU